AUGGCCGAGCUUGCAUUUCCGUUGGCAGCCAAACUCAUUGAAAGGCUCAGCUCCAUUGCUUCUGAGGAGAUUUGCUUGGCGUGGGGCGUUCAAGCGGAUCUGCGGAAACUUGAACGCACCAUGUCCACCAUCAGAGACGUGCUCUUGGAUGCCGAAGAGAAGCAAGCACGUAACCGUGACCUACGCAGUUGGCUACGACAACUUAAAGAUGUGUUCCUUGAUGCGGAGGAUCUGAUGGACGAGUUUGAGUGCGAAGCUUUGCGAAGGCAAGUGGUUCGUGGCAGUGGCACAACCAGAAAGGUACGCCGUUUCUUUUCCCGCUCUAAUCCAGUUGCAUUCCGGUUGCGAGUAGGUCAUGAAAUUAAGGACAUACGAGAGAGGUUACAUGAGCUUAAAGAUGAUAAUUUUGCUGGUCUUCGCACUGUUCAUCAUCACCCUCAUCUAGGUGAUCAUGUGAGGGAGAACAUGAAUACGACCCACUCAUUUGUCCGUGCUUCGGAGGUUAUUGGUAGAGAAACAGAAAAAAAUAAAAUUGUUGAUCUUCUAAUGAUACAAGGCGAUGAUCAUCAAGGUGGGGAUAAUGGCCGGAAUGUUUCUGUUAUUCCUAUAGUGGGAUUAGGAGGUUUAGGGAAGACCACCCUUGUCCAGUCGGUGUACAAUGAUCUGAGAGUCGAAAGGAGUUUUGACUUAAGAAUGUGGCAGCAUGUGUCAGUGGACUUUGAUGUUAAUAGAUUGGCAAAAGAGAUCCUUGGCUCUGCAUUAGGUACACAGAUCAGUGAAAGGUUGUCUCUAGAUCAGUUGCAAGCACAACUACGAGACGCUUUAAAGGAUAAGAAAUUUCUGCUCGUCUUGGAUGAUGUGUGGAACGAAGAUCGUACCAAAUGGACCGGGUUGAGAAAUUUAUUGAUAGAGGGGGCCAAGGUAGGAACUAAGGUUUUGGUGACGACACGGAAUAGCUAA
This is a messenger RNA of Malus domestica (apple), 960 nucleotides long. Lineage: Eukaryota; Viridiplantae; Streptophyta; Magnoliopsida; Rosales; Rosaceae. The record is from RefSeq and is a predicted model, not a curated record.